CUCUUCGACGCCCUUUCUGUUCUUCUUUUCGAGCGUGGUGGUUCAAGAUGUCAAGCUCCCUUCCUGGUAACCGGGACCUCCCAUCAUCUCAGUAUGAUCUUUCGACGUACUGGGGUCGCGUGCGCCAUGCGGCUGACCUUUCCGACCCGCGGAUGAUGUUUGUCUCCUCUGCUGGCCUGGACAAAGCCAAGCAGCUGGUUUCUGCCUACAAGCAAAACCACAUUCCUGCCAUGACGUCGGAAUUGUGGCAUGCUAAGAAGGUUGUUGACUCGACGUUGCACCCUGACACCGGCGAGCCCGUUUUCCUCCCCUUCCGCAUGUCCAGCUAUGUUCUUUCCAACCUGGUCGUUACUGCGGGUAUGCUUACGCCCGGUCUACAGACUACCGGUACCCUUCUCUGGCAAAUUGCCAACCAGUCCCUCAAUGUUGCCAUCAACAAUGCCAAUGCCAACAAAUCAACUCCGCUCUCUGUCUCCCAAAUGGCCAAGUCCUACCUCAUGGCCGUCUCCGCAUCCUGCUCCGUUGCCCUCGGUCUCAACGCUCUGGUUCCCCGUCUCAAAGGCGUCUCCCCGAAUACUAAACUCCUCCUCGGUCGCCUGGUUCCUUUCGCCGCCGUCUCCAGUGCUAGCGCUCUGAAUGUCUUCCUCAUGAGAGGCGAAGAAAUCCGCCAAGGUAUUGAUGUGUACCCUGUCUUGUCUGAAGCCGAGAAGAUGAAGCGGGAGGAAACCGGCGAGCCCGUGCAAAGCCUGGGUAAGAGUAAGAAGGCAGCAACUAUCGCUGUCGGAGAAACGGCUAUCAGUCGGGUGUUGAACGCCACCCCAAUCAUGGUGGUGCCCCCCUUGGUGCUGGUUAGACUGGAGAAGACCGCGUGGCUGCAGGCUAGGCCAAAGAUGGUGCUGCCGAUCAAUCUGGCAUUGAUCCUGGGCACCUCGUUGUUCGCAUUGCCCUUGGCGCUGGGAGCCUUCCCGCAAAGACAGGCGAUCAGUGCGAAGAACCUGGAAGAAGAGUUCUGGGGCCAGGGAGGGAAGGACGGGAUGGUGGAGUUCAACCGUGGAAUGUAAAUGUGGGCUACGGGACUGAGCUUUGCAUAUAGAUUAGACUUAGAUUUUGUACACAGUGUUAUGCGCAUUAUACUCCAUCUCUUUCGCCACCAAUCAACCCCCUCAUAUGGUUAGACCAGCUGUUGCAGGAGCCCAGGGUCGUCAAGCAUUUCUGAAACACCUGUAUGUGCAUGGAUGCAGAUCCACGGCUUCGAAUCUGCAGGUGGAGAGGGGGCUGGCAAUCUCCCUGUCGAUCACGUUUCUCACAUUGCUCAAGCCUUCAGAAAGGUAUGAACCGAGUAAUUACUUUGUAUAC
Messenger RNA from Aspergillus saccharolyticus JOP 1030-1, 1356 nucleotides. RefSeq names its product sideroflexin family transporter. Gene Ontology annotation, biological process: monoatomic ion transport; mitochondrial transmembrane transport. The transcript has 4 exons. Bases 48 to 1061 code for a protein of 337 amino acids. Gene Ontology annotation, molecular function: monoatomic ion transmembrane transporter activity. Gene Ontology annotation, cellular component: mitochondrial inner membrane. The record is from RefSeq and is a predicted model, not a curated record. NCBI's taxonomy places the organism in Eukaryota, Fungi, Ascomycota, Eurotiomycetes, Eurotiales, Aspergillaceae.